Molecule: messenger RNA, 453 nt
Organism: Lactuca saligna
Lineage: Eukaryota; Viridiplantae; Streptophyta; Magnoliopsida; Asterales; Asteraceae
Source: the annotation of a GenBank genome assembly
AUGCCCUUUGUGGAGUACACGCCAAAGAGUUUUGUUACCUAUUGGGAGCGACUUUAUAAAGAUGAAAUGCCACAGGCACAACUCGAGAUUCACAGUUUGAAAAGAAAGAUUGAAGAGAUAGAUGAGCAUAGGUCAAGGCUCGUACAGGAGAACCAAAUACGUGUUGAGGCCGCUGAGAAAAGUAAGCGCAAGAUACGAAGGUUAGAACAUGAGGUAUUAGAGCUAAGGAAACCCAAUAUCACUAAUUUGUGGGAAGGGUUUGUGGCUCAGGCAAAACAAGUCAAGGCCACAACUUACAGAUUCCUAGAUAAGGUGGUUGGAAGAGACCCACCUCAGGCCGAGGUGCUGGUCAUUCAAAGUGGUCCCGGGGAUCGAAAAGCUAAAAAGAUAAGGAAGUACUUGAAGGAGGGAAAGAGAAUAUUGAAAUAUGAUGACAUCAUUUUUAAAAAGUAG